Sinocyclocheilus anshuiensis is the source of this 3138-nucleotide messenger RNA. Its product is annotated as regulating synaptic membrane exocytosis protein 4-like. The transcript is spliced from 6 exons. Gene Ontology annotation, biological process: regulation of synaptic vesicle exocytosis; regulation of membrane potential; positive regulation of synaptic transmission. The record is from RefSeq and is a predicted model, not a curated record. NCBI's taxonomy places the organism in Eukaryota, Metazoa, Chordata, Actinopteri, Cypriniformes, Cyprinidae. Gene Ontology annotation, molecular function: transmembrane transporter binding; small GTPase binding. The coding region runs from base 407 to 1216 and encodes 269 amino acids. Gene Ontology annotation, cellular component: cytoskeleton of presynaptic active zone; presynaptic membrane.
CCAUCCACUGCACAGCCCGGUGAGGGAUCAGCUAGACAAGGAAAAGCAACAGAUCAUGUUCUCUGAAGCAGAUCCAGCACAGCUCUGAGACAUCAGCCUCUGAGAUGAGACUCCAUCCAUCCUAAUCCUCUGUCCUCAAGAUCUGGACAGAAACAAAACAAAAUAAGGACUUUAGAGACACCAAAAACUCUGGACAUCACAUCUGGACAGGAUUCUUGAAGCCAAACCAGGUCCACAGGGACCUACGAGGGUGCUUUGCCGUUUGUUUUUCUGUCUUGUACGGGGCUGGCGAAGGGGCCGGUGAAAGUUAGCCAAGACGCCGCGUGCCGUGCUCCGCGUGAAGAAUGCCCAGGCGCGCCUGCCCAAGCCGGCGGACACAGCGCCGGCACCUGCACCGGGCCUUUACAUGGAGCGCUCGCAGAGUCGCAUCAGCUUGUCCGCGUCCUUUGAGGCCCUGGCCAUCUACUUCCCCUGCAUGAACUCCUUCGAUGAGGACGAUGGCGACCCAGAGGGCCGCAGGUUAAAGGGCAUUCAGAGGAGUACAGAGACAGGGCUGGCCGUAGAGAUGCCCAGCCGUACGGUCCGGCAGGCGAGCCACGAGUCCAUCGAGGACAGUAUGAACAGCUAUGGCUCGGAGGGAAAUCUGAACUACAGUGGCAUGUGUUUGGCAUCAGACGCCCAGUUUAGUGACUUUCUGGAUGGGAUGGGACCUGCUCAGUUUGUGGGCAGACAGACACUAGCUACAACUUCAAUGGGAGAUGUUGAGAUCGGUCUGAUGGAGAGAAACGGACAGCUGGAGGUGGAGAUCAUUCAGGCUCGAGGACUCAUCAUGAAGCCUGGAUCUAAGGGCCCUCCAGCGGCCUACAUUAAAGUCUACCUUCUGGAAAAUGGCAUCUGCAUUGCCAAAAAGAAGACGAAGUCUGUCCGGAAAUCAUUAGAUCCCCUUUACAAUCAAGUCCUUGUUUUUUCAGAGAGCCCACAGGGGAAGGUUGUACAGGUCAUCGUUUGGGGAAACUACGGCCGGAUGGAUCGUAAAUGCUUCAUGGGCGUGGCCCGCAUCCUAUUGGAGGAGCUGGAUUUGACAAACAUGGUGAUUGGCUGGUACAAGCUUUUCCCCACCUCCUCUAUGGUGGACCCCACGAUGGCGCCGCUGAUCCGCCACUCCUCACAGCUCUCUCUGGAGAGCACCGUGGGGCCGUGCUGCGAACGCUCAUAAGACUAACAACUCCACUAGAUUUAUUUUUCUCUGGAAGGGCUCUCAAUGCCCCCGCCCCGAUCCUAAGAGUGCUGGUUGUGCAUGACUGCGGCACCGGAACCCUCUAGAAUGUUCUAGAAUUUCUUCAGAACAAAUGACCUUUCUGGAAUAUUCCAGAAUUGACCACAGAGGGAAUGCUCUUUUUCAGCCUCUGAGAAAAAGACUUCAGGACAGUCAAAGAAUGCAGACCAGAUGUCUGGGCUUUAUUUUAGCUUUCAACACAUUAGCUUGUGAUGGUCUGUAUGAGGAAACGUCCUCCAUUUAGAACUAAACGCAGGUAAACGUUUGUGCAGUCAUCGUGUUGGGUGCUGCAACGGAUGGGUUCGUGCAAUAUGACACACAAUAGAGAGAAGAAUGUAUCGGUAAUAAAAGUGCGGGUUUGCAUUCUUGUGUAAUUAACAAUACAGGAAUAGAUAUAUGUCUUAAAAAUAUGUGUAGUUUGAAAAGAGUCAUGAUUCCGUUCGCACACGGAUCUUUUUCUGUUCGUGUCUCUUCCGUUUCGUCGUUCUCUUUACUGAACUGUGCCAAUGCUGCCAGCAAGUGGCUUUAUUUGUGGCUAGUGUCUAUAUUCGGUGACUACAGGCUUUAUGAAUCAAUAAUCUAAGCAGACACAUAUUUAAAAAGACUAUCUUUUCCCAAACAGUGACAUGUCAUUGUACGUUUUCCCCCACUAACAGUAUAUGGAAAAAUUUAAAUGGAUGCAAGAUGCUGAUAGAUAUAAUAGAUAGAGGUUUUUAAUGGCUGAAACCAAUAUCUAAAGAGAAGAGUGAUAUAAACAGACAUGAUAUAUACAUAUAUAAUACAAUUUUAUGAUAACAUGUACAUAAAAAUAAUACAUUUAAAUGAAACGUGUGCAAUCCAUUAUUUUUUUAAAACGAACAGUAGGCCUAAUGGCCACUUCUGUAAAUCCCCCCCACCAAAAAAAGAUCAAAUAUUGGUCAAAUUAAUCACCAAGGCCAAUAUUUAAGAGUAUAUUACGAAUUAUUAAAAGAUAAUUUAGUUUUGCACUUUAUAAUCUUAAAUGUCUUUCUUGUAAGCAACCGCAAGUUUGGCAUAAGCCAAAGUACACUUUCUUCUUUACAUUAUGAUAUUAUUUGUGACUUCGGGAUGCAGAAACUUUAGUAGCAAUGAUAAGGUUGUAGCAUUAGAUAGUAGCAUACGCAUGAAAGGCAUCUUAGUUUGCCACCAUCUAAUGAGGUUUUGCAUGGAAUCGAUUGAUACGAGAUUAUCGAGCGUUUUCGCUGGCAGUCGAGCAAACAUGUAGCAGCAGACGAUCAACGAAAAUACUGUUACAUCGCACUGAGAUGUGCUGUGUGCCAUCCUGACGCAAGAUCAGCCUCGGGGAUUAAUAAAUACUGAUACAAAUGUUUUCAUAAUGAAAAGCAAGACAUUUCUACACGCCAGCACAGAAAGGGAAGAAACAGCAUUCUGCACAGCCAAGAAUUUUUACAUCCAGCAUAAAAAUAUGGCUAUUUGUGAAGAAAAUACACUAUUCGCCAUACAAUAGACGAAAGGAUUUUUUUUUAAAGAUUCCUUCCUCUCUGAGAAGUUCAGGAGUGAUGAUUUCAAAUAACGCUGAAAAAUGUACCUCAAACACCCUCAACAUACUCAUGUUGCGAAGGCCAUAUAAAGCACUGCCACAUUCUUUUUGAAGACUUUAAUGUACAUUGUCUUAAAAAGCAAUAACUAAAUGAAUUUUUGCUCACUUUAUUUGUUACAGGGAGUAAAGCCAGAUUGUCUCUGCAUUACAUUAGAAACUUCUGCAUCCAUGUAGCGAUAUAGUAGAUACUUGGUUUUAGACGGAGAGAAUCAAGAAUUUAGUGCCAUUUCAAAGAUGUGUUGAUGAGCUAAAAAUCAAAAUCAUGAUUUAGAAAAACCUUUUC